Molecule: messenger RNA, 3072 nt
Organism: Vanrija pseudolonga
Lineage: Eukaryota; Fungi; Basidiomycota; Tremellomycetes; Trichosporonales; Trichosporonaceae
Exons: 10
Coding region: 31-3018 (995 amino acids)
Molecular function (GO): acyltransferase activity, transferring groups other than amino-acyl groups
Source: RefSeq, a predicted model, not a curated record
CCAUCUCUCUCGCACAGAUAUAAAGCGGCCAUGGGUCUCCUGCAAUCACGCGAGGAGCAACCUCCGCCAGCCCCCGAUCUGUGGCCGGGCACCAACCUCAACGUACCCCCCGACUCGCCAGAGAUUCGCCUAUCAGCGAUGCCCUCCGAGCCCGUGACCCUCACGUCUCUCUUCACGGGCGUCAAGCCGCCGGCGCUCACGCACGACCACCCGGGCUUCACCGGCGCCGACGUGCGCGACAUCCAGGCGUCGCUCCUCGCCAAGGGCCUCCCGCUCGAGAUUGCCCGCGUCAUCCUCGACAAGGCACUCGUGUGGACCAGCUGCCACCGGUACAACCGCACCGAGCUCGCCGUCCCCGCCAUCUCUGAAGCGCGCGAGACCCGCGGCCAGGAGAGGAACUUUACCGACCAGGAGGGCGAGAUCGGCCACGAGCUCCCCCGACUCAGCGGCAACGUGUUCUACCUCGUCUCUGCACCGCUUGGGUGCGACGGAAGCCCAGAGGAACCCAAGAGGCCCGAGGAAUCUAAGCGGCAAGGCAAAGCGCGCGCUGGGUCGAAGUGGAACUCGUCGGAUAAGGGUAGAGUGCUGGGGGAAAACUUGGACAAGGACGCUGGGGCCAGUUCGACCGAUCGCAAGGAGGCCGCUUCGCUCGACGCCGGUUCUAUCGAUCCCGAUGAUGCCGGUUCGAUCGCUUGCAAGGAUCUAGAGGCAAGCACGGACGCGCCCAGGCGUUGCUUCUGGCCCCGUGCGAUCAUCAUCUCGACACUGUCCAAGGACCAAGGCUGGGCGAACGAACAGCGGUACUACGGUGGAUACGAAGGCUCGUGGACCUGGUUCCAGGUCGGCCUGCUGCGCGACGGCGAGGAGGUCGGCGAGCGGUACGACGUGCAGCGCAAUAUUGUCGCUGGGCAGUACUACAAGGAGCACAAGACGGUGCUUGACGCAUCGCACCCGCUUCUCAAGGAGGCGCGUGAUGGCGAUCGCAUCGUCCUCUGGGUUCGCGCAAUGUUCCCGCUACACCCGUGCGCUCACACCGAGGCACUAACCAGCAGCAUUAUGGGGGAGCAGACAACAAAGCCCACCGGCUACGUCGGCUUCGUAAACGGCGACCAGCCGUGGCUGGCGCCGGCGUCCACUGAGAUUCCCUUCGUCGCUGUCGAGUGGGACGGGGACGAGCCGUUCCUGCGCGCGUCGGCAGACGUGGUGAUCACGCCGUGGCGCGAGUCGGACGUCGACGCGAUCGUCGGCCUCCUCGGCCACCCCGACGUGGGCAAGUACUCGUUCGACCGGCCGUUCCCUUACACCGCCGACGCCGCGCGCAAGCUGAUAGCCAACGACUCGGCGUCGCCCGAGACGCGGCAGACGCUGCGCGAUAACGGCUCGCUCCACUCCAACCCGUUCAUGGCGAUCCGGUACCGCGGCGCCCUUGCGGGCGACAUCCGGGUCUGGAAGCGCGUCGAUGGGCGCGGCGUCCACGGCCUCGCGUACGACGUGCACCCGGACUACCAGCGUAAAGGCGUCGCCCGGGCCGCGGUAUCUGCCGUGCUGGGGUGGGCUGCGCGCGCGAUGGAGGCGGACAAGAUGGAGGCUUACGCCGAGACGGGCAACGCAGCCUCCGCGGCCUUCUUGACACGCCUGGGCUUCACGUCUCAUGGGGUCGUGGACGCCCCUUGGCCGGCUGUGAGCGGCGGCGGGCGCCGCGAGAUGGCUGUGUGGCAGCGCGAGCUGCCCACGCCGGCGCCGUGGGUCGCGCAGGCUUCGCCAGCGCCGCCACCACCGACGAUGGUGCUCGACGGCGACGACGGCGAGGGAUACCUCGACCUCGGGGGCGGGUUCCGCAUCACACCGUACAGGGAUACCGCCGAGGAGGUGGAGCAGAUGAUGGAGCUGUCCAACCACCCAGAGGUCGCGCCGUGGCUGUAUACCCGCCCGACGCCGUUCCUCGCGUCCGACGCGCGCGCAAAGAUCACCAAAUCGAUACCGGGCCAGCAAGUGGCGCUGGCCGAGCUGCGCGCGAGCGAGCUCACCUCGACACUCCCGUUCACGGUUAUCCGCGACGAGACGGGCCGGUACGUCGGCGACAUUGCGCUCUACCCCGUCGUCUACUGCCCCGACCGGCUGGAGCUGAGCUACACGCUCCACCCGGACGUGCACGGCCGCGGGCUGGGCACACGCGCUGCGCUCGCGGUGCUCGGCUUUGCCGGAUCGAGGAUGAGCACGACGAGCAUCCAGGCUUACACGAAGGAUGGUAGCGCCGCGUCCGGCGGCAUGCUGGGCAAGCUCGGCUUUGUGGUCGGCGAGGUGCGCCCGUUCAAGUGGGUCGAGAGCAAGGGCGGCGGCUGGCACACGACGACGAUCUGGGAGCGCGAGCUCUCCCCGCCUGUGCCCGGCUGGGUGGCGAAGAUCAUCACGCCGCCGCCAGCGCCUGUGGUGCAGUGGGAUGGCGACGAGCCGUACCUAGCUCUGGCGAACGGCGUCCGCGUCACCCCGUACCGCGACACGGAGCGCGAGAUUGCCGAGCUGAUCGAGCUGUCCAACCUAGACGAGAUUGCAAAGUGGAGCUAUACGCGGCCUGCGCCGUUCACGCCCGCCGACGCGCGCAAGCGGCUCGACGAUAACGCCGACCAGGCUGCCGCCGUGGCCGCCCUCAAGGCUGGCGCCGCCCCGCAGGUGAACCCGUUCACAGUCAUCCGUGACGCCGACGGCCGGUACAUCGGCGACCUUGCGCUGGCCGCGACGCCUGGCCCGGAGGGGUGGUACUUUGGCUACAAAGUGCACCCGGACUACCACCGGCGCGGGAUCGGGAGCGCGGCGGUGCUGUCGGUGCUGGGGUACGGCGUGCACGCGCUCGGUGUGCGCCGCGUUCAUGCUUACACGCAAACCGCCAACAUUCCCUCCUCGCGCAUGCUUGAAAAGCUUGGGUGGACGCUCGCGCAGGUACGAAUGUGGAAGUGGCCCGAGCACUGUGGUGGCGGCUAUAGGGAGGGGAGUACGUGGCAGUGCGAGUUUGGUGUGUAGCCAAGGAAGCGGUGCAAUGUUCUAGAUGGCAAUUAUGCAUAGCGAAGAUGUUGG